This is a messenger RNA of Gossypium raimondii (Peruvian cotton), 1190 nucleotides long. RefSeq lists its product as uncharacterized. NCBI's taxonomy places the organism in Eukaryota, Viridiplantae, Streptophyta, Magnoliopsida, Malvales, Malvaceae. The record is from RefSeq and is a predicted model, not a curated record. The coding region runs from base 122 to 811 and encodes 229 amino acids. Gene Ontology annotation, cellular component: nucleus. The transcript has 3 exons. Gene Ontology annotation, biological process: transcription by RNA polymerase II. Gene Ontology annotation, molecular function: transcription coactivator activity.
GUUUCUUGAGAGCGAGCUGGGUGCCAUCGUUUUUUUAUGGCAUUGGUUGGUAUAUGCUAAAGCUUCAAUCCUCCAUUUCCUCCUCUCCAAUAUUUUCAGUGACGCCCAAAUUUAUUACAAGAUGCCGAAGAAGAUGGGUGUAAACAGCAAAGCCGAGGCGGCGCGUGCGCGCAAGAGCGCCACUGAAGCCGAACGAAAAGAUCGGGAAGCACGGGAGAAAGAAGAGCAGUACUGGCGCGAAGCCGAGGGUCCUAAAUCUAAGGCCACCAAGAAACGCGAGGAAGAAGCCGAGAAACGAGCUGAAGCCGCUGCUCGCAAGGCUGAGGCGCGCCGUCAAGCCGAAAUGGAGGAGAAAGAGAUCGAAAAGGCGUUGAAGAAACCGGAUAAGAAGGCCAACCGUGUGGCGAUUCCGGUGCCGAAGGUGACCGAAGCGGAGCUACAGAAGAGGAAGGAGGAGGAGCAAGCGGAGAUGGCGAAGAAAGCGGAGGAGGCGAAGAAGAGACAGAGUAGGACCGCGGCCGAAGAAGAGUAUGAGAGGAUGGUGUUAGUGACAAACAUGAAUAGGGAUGAUUCGUUGAUUGAAGCAAGGAGUGUCGAGGAGGCGAUUGCGCAGAUGUCUGUGGCGGACACCCUUCCCCCGGAUCGCCAUCCUGAGAGGCGGCUUAAGGCUUCCUUCAAGGCAUUUGAAGAAGCUGAGCUUCCCAGGCUUAAAGAAGAGAAGCCAGGUCUUACUCACAAUCAAUACAAGGAUAUGAUAUGGAAACUAUGGAAGAAAUCUCCUGAUAAUCCUCUAAACCAGGUUGCUGAGUGAGUGAUCUCUGCAUAAUUUUUCUCAGGCUAGAAUGGCAGGCGAGUUUUGUUGUUUAUAAACUUAUGGGGUUUCUGGCCUACUAUAUGAGCAGUGUUUGCUUGGUGCUUAGAAAUGAAUAAAACAUGAUUGAUCUAAUAAUACUUUCUAUUUACUAUUAUUGUUCAGGAUCAUACAUGAGCUGUUUGGUUAGUUUAAAUAUGAUUUGUUGCCUAGUUUUCUAUUUACUUGAGGGUCAGAAAAGAUUGACUGAUGUACAUGAAGAGAAAUAGUACUUGACAUGGAUUGUGUAAAUUACGAAAUAAGUUGCGAACAUAAGAUAGAAAGCUGGGAAGGUUUUCCUUUCUCUCCAUGUGGAUUAAUAAAGAUUGUACAUGAUAUA